AUGGACGACAGCAAGGACGACAGCAAGGACGACAUCAAGGACGACAGCAAGGACUCACAAUACGGUUUGUUAUUGUCGAAGCUGCCAGAAACAAUCACAGACGUAUCUGUGUAUGAGGACAACAACGAGUCCUACGCCCAGAGGAUUGCCGGUGUUGACCGCCUUCUUCGUGUCCCCAACGCUUCCCUCGGAAAAGAGCUUGCUGAGGCAAGCCAAAAACUCACAAAAUUAUCCGUCGCAUUCAUGGUCGAAGCUGGAGACUUUUUUGAUGAGUGCUGCGGAAAAGAGGGCUUCCGAUGGCCACAUCUGGAGUCUCUUACACUGACAUCGCGGCUACUCGCGCGCGACGAUAACAAGGCGAUAUUGGAUAUGCUGAAGAAGGCCGCAAGGGUUGCUGAACGCAUGAUUAACCUCAAAACUAUGGCGAUAUGGUUUGGCACCGAAAAUAAAGCUUCUUGUUUCGCAUACCACCUACGCAGCGGACACAGUCGCAUUACCUGGCAAGGCACUAAGUCAUUGGUAGAUGAUACCAAGCUGAUUCAGCUCUGGACAAUUGUAGCCUGGAAACAAGAUGCCUCUUUCGACGGUUUCGUGCAGGAGGGUUUGUCGGACAUAGGUUGGAAACUUAAUAGUACAUACUUUGCGGGCUUAGAAGGGCAGUUGAACUCAGCUCAGGAGCUCAAAUCUCAUGGGCAUGCGGCGUUCCUCUUUGGGGAUACCUUGCCCGCCGAUGUCAUUGACCCGCUUUCUCUGUGGCAGAUGCAGCAGGAAGCUCGCGUGUUGUGA
Messenger RNA from Colletotrichum chrysophilum, 786 nucleotides. RefSeq lists its product as uncharacterized. Lineage: Eukaryota; Fungi; Ascomycota; Sordariomycetes; Glomerellales; Glomerellaceae. The coding region runs from base 1 to 786 and encodes 261 amino acids. The record is from RefSeq and is a predicted model, not a curated record. The transcript has 2 exons.